CUAGCCCACCCAUUCCCCUAGCCCUGCUUCUCAUCUUGUUCACUCGUCCCACGCCGCCCACAACUCCCAACAAUGGCUCCUUGAUUCUGGUGCCAAUCAUCAUCUUACUUCCGAUCUGGAUAAUCGGGCGCAUCAUUCUGAAUAUAAUGGUACCGAUCACGUAAACUUUGACAAUGGACCGCCGCACGAAGGAUGAAAUUUAUCGCUGGGUGUUUGCACUGAAGACUCAUCCGGACGGCUCAAUUGAGCGCUACAAGGCAAGCUUAGUUGCUCGCGGGUUCCAGAAAAUUCCAGGGGUGGACUUCUCUCGGACGUUUAGUCCUGUUCUCAAGCCGGCAACCCUGCGCCUCAUUCUAGGUAUUGCAGUCUCUCGCUCUUGGCCUUUGCAUCAAAUUGACAUAGCGUUUCUCCAUGGCAAUCUUCCAGAAGAGGUCUAUAUGCAGCAGCCGGUUGGUUUUGUUGAUCCUGACAGACCAGACUAUGUUUGUCGACUCCGGAAAUCCAUUUAUGGGAUGCAUCAGCCGCCAAGGGUCUGGUUUCAAUGUUUGUCCUCGGCAUUAAUUGAAUUUGGCUUCAGACCAUCCAAGACGGAUCCGUCCUUAUUUAUUUAUCAGCAAGGAGCAGCCACAGUGUACAUGUUGGUCUACGUUGACGAUAUUGUGAUCACAGGUUCGGAUUCCGCCACUAUUCAGCGCCUAAUGGCCUUUCUUCGCUCACGUUUUGCUCUUCGUGAUCUGGGUACCUUGUCAUAUUUCCUCGGCCUUGAGGUCCAUCAUACAUCUACUGGUCUCAUUCUCAGUCAACGACGCUAUAUUCAUGAGCUUCUUCAACGGGCUGGUAUGUUUGAAGCCAAGUCUAUUUCUACACCUUGUACUGCGAAUCAGCUUCAACAAAGUGCCAUGGAUACCUCUUAUGCCUUCUCCAAUCCGAGUUUGUAUCGAAGCAUUAUGGGUGGUCUUCAAUAUCUCAGCUUCACGCGUCCGGAUAUUUCUUUCUCUGUCAAUCAUAUCUCCCAGUUUCAGCAAGCUCCUAUGGAAGUUCACUGGUCAGCCGUGAAGCGCAUACUUCGUUACCUACAAGGAACCAUGAAUCAAGGCCUAGAAUUUUGUCGUUCCUCCUCUCCGAUGCUUCAUGGAUACUCUGAUGCGUCCUUUGCCUCCUGUCCACAGGAUCGCAAAUCUGUUACUGGGUUUGCUGUUUUUUAUGGUGGUAAUUUGGUUUCUUGGUCCACCCGCAAACAGAAGGCAGUCGCACGCUCCUCCACCGAGUCUGAAUAUCGGGCGCUGGCUACUUUGGCCUCCGAGGUUAUUUGGCUUCAGGCUCUGCUUACAGAACUCGGCUGCCCCUUACCCACGUCACCGGUUCUCUGGUGUGACAACUUAGGUGCAACGUACUUGACUCAUAAUCCCGUGUUUCACUCCCGUUCUAAGCAUCUCGAGAUUGAUUUUCAUUUUGUUCGUGAUCGGGUUAACAAGAGUCAGCUACAUGUUCGUUAUUUACCAGCCACGGAUCUGUUGGCGGAUGUGCUUACCAAACCUCUCUCUCGCCUGCCAGUUCGUACCUUUGUCUCCAAUUUUCACCUCUCCGAGGUUUCACUUGCGGGGGCGUGAUAGAGCAGCCACGUAUAUCUCACCAUUCUCUCAUUCUGUUAUUCUGUUUCCUAGUCUACAGCCACUCUGUUUUGGCUUUCCCUUAGGAAUAGACUGUUAGCAAGUGC
This is a messenger RNA of Linum trigynum, 1717 nucleotides long. NCBI's taxonomy places the organism in Eukaryota, Viridiplantae, Streptophyta, Magnoliopsida, Malpighiales, Linaceae. The record is from the annotation of a GenBank genome assembly.